AUGGUGCAGGCCUGGUACCUGGACGACUCCGCCGCCGACCCCCGCCGCCCAAACCGCGCCGAGCCCGCCCGCCCGGUGGGCCUGGAGCAGCUGCGCCGCCUCGGGAUCCUGUACUGGAAGCUGGAUCCUGACAGACACGAGAGUGACCCCGAGCUGGAGAAGAUCCGGAAGGAGAGACACUACUCCUGGAUGGACAUCGUCACCCUCAGCAGAGAGGAGCUGCCCGACUACGAGGAGAAGGCAAGGCUCUGCUGUUCGGAGGGACGCGGUCGGCUCCCUCCCACCCGGAGUUCUAACCAUUUUUAUCGUCAGGUCUUAAAACUUUUAGCUUAG
Pipistrellus nathusii (Nathusius's pipistrelle) is the source of this 333-nucleotide messenger RNA. The record is from the annotation of a GenBank genome assembly. Lineage: Eukaryota; Metazoa; Chordata; Mammalia; Chiroptera; Vespertilionidae.